UGGAUGGAAAUCACACAAGCUGAUGACGUCAUUGUCAACAUGGUGGGCACGAGAUAGGAGGAAUCGAUUUCCUCUGAAAAUAUCUUGAACGGACGAUAAUCUAAAUAAUUAAGAUGGCAACAAGAAGUCUGACUGAAGUGUACAUACUUAUGCGGAACAAUGCACUACAAAACCGGCACAUUUUCUCGGAGCAGGUUCCUCUGAUAAAAGAUGCACAUGUGGUGGCAGAUGACCGUAUGGCACUGGUCAGUGGCCUUAGUACUGACCCAGAGGCUGGUAUUGGAGUGACCAAGCUGAGCAGGUUACCUCCUGAAUGGGUGGAUACAGUUGAAGAAUUCCAGUUUGAUAUUACAAGAAUAAAAGAAAAAAUGAAAGAACUUGUUUCAUUACACAACAAACAUUUAAACAGACCAACACUAGAUGACAGUAUAGAUGAGGAACAUGCCAUAGAAAUACAGACACAAGAAAUUACCAAGCUGUUUCACAGAUGUCAGAGGUUAGUACAACAGAUCAACAGUAAAGGCCAUUACGGUUCAGCCCAGGAGCAGAAACUCGCACAGAAUAUUGUAUCUUCACUGGUGAGGACGCUCCAAGACCUCACAGUGAAUUUCAGAAAAUCUCAAUCUAGUUAUCUAAAAAAGUUACAAUCCAGAGAGGAACGUUCCAAGCAUUAUUUUGAAACAGUCAACCUAUUAGGUCCAGAUUUUUCUGGUGUAGGUCCAGAGAAUGAAGAGGAUCUUUUAUAUGACAGAGGUUUCACCGAUGUGCAAUUACAAAGUGUGGAAGACAAUACAGUGGUAGUACAGCAACGAGAGCGAGAGAUAGCACAGAUAGUACGCUCUAUACAAGACUUGAAUGAGAUAUUUAAAGAUAUUGCUACACUUGUCACUGAUCAGGGUACAAUACUAGACAGAAUAGACUAUAACAUAGAAAAGACGUCAGUUCAAGUAGAUGAAGGACUCAAGCAGCUACAAAAGGCAGAAAAAUACCAAAAGAAAAAUAGGAAAAUGUUGGUUAUAGUUGUACUAGCUGUCAUUGUCAUACUGUUACUGAUAAUACUGAUAGCAGUCAAAUCCCAUCACUAGUAUCUACAGUAAUUGCAUCCAAGUGAUGUAGCUUAAAAUAAUUCCAGUUGCCAUGGGAAUGUCGCCAAAUAUUUUUUACUCCCUGAGGAAAAAAGCUCAAUAUCAGGUGCUUGCCAUUUGCACUAACAAGCUAAACGCAUGUGCUGAUAACAAAGUGAAGAGUCCAAGCUUAACGUACCAUUUUCCUGUAAUGUGGGAGUUCUAGUGGUGGCUUUCACAAAACGAAAGAGAUACUCCAUGGUUGAACCACAAAACAGCUGGACUGUGGCUGUGUGACUCUUUAUGGGAAUUUUUUGUGAAAAGGUUGAAGACUGCGAAGGUUUUGGACUUUGACUCAUAGCCAGUAUGAGUUUGGAACACUUCCAAGAAUAUCAUUUAUAUAUUUAUUUAUUUAUUAUUUUUUUGAAAAAUGAAUGAUUGAAACACAAAAUAAUGAUGAAUGAAAGCUCUAGUUGGUACUCUACAAACUUAGAGAAAAUUCAUUUUAUUUAUUGUCCAAAAUGUAGUAUUGUUAAACCCCAAAGACAUGCAUGUUCUGAAAAGUUAGAUGAGUUUAAAUCAGAAAUUACUUUUUGGCAUUAACUAAAAUAGACAAAGAUAAAUGCAAUAUUGGUGCAUACAAAAUGUUCCAACUUUCAAAUUGUUAGCAUUUACUUAAAAAGAAUCAAUUACAGGUCUUGAAAAAGGUAAACAUAAGUUCAGGAACUACAAAUAUGCCUUCCUCAAAAGGAAUUGUAUGUAUAUGUAAUAUUUAACAUCAUAUGUUUUAAAGGAGGAGGUCAGUUUAUGUACUAGGGUAUUUUCUGUCUACAUAUCUAUGGAAGAGAUGUUUCCGUCUUUACAUAUCCUGCAUGCUUAUAUUUCUAUUGAAAACUAUCACUGCGGGUAUUAUAAGCUAGGUAAAAAUACUCCUCAUUAAGAGUUUCAUGGUGUGUUGUAAUCUUUACAGCCAGCAAUUUGCCAUUUUUCAUGGUAGAUCCACUAGGAACUUACCCACUACCAGAUUGAUUUUUCAUUAGAUAUUCACAGAUAUGUCUCUGGUUAAAUUCAUGGUUAUUCUUUGUACUUGGCGAAAAUGCCCGCAUAAUGAUAAGUAUGGCCCUGGAAGAGAGUACAAGAAAUUGGCUUUUCCUAAUGGAGCCUGAAAAUCAGAGUGGUGCUUUAUAGAAGAGGGAAAUGAAUUCUGUUUCUGCUGAACCAUUUUUUCCACUGGUAAAAUUUGUAAACAAAGUAUUACAAUUAAUGCAAUUCAAUGUAUAGGCAAAUUGUACAGCUUUAACUGCAGUCUGGAAAAGAGACUCGAUGCCAGUUGUUAUAUUGGGAUAUUUUGAUGGGACCUGUGACAGAUUUGAUAUUUUUAACAGCAUUUAUUUUCGACUGCUUUGGUUUAAAUAUACCAAGUGUCAUUCAAUGGUCAGUUCAGUCGGUAGCGUACAUCCUGGUGUUCUUAGUGCUUAUUUUGACUCCUCAAACCUUCCUUGUUAUACUAUUACAAAGUUCCCAAUGCACUUUGAACCGGGGGGGGACAAACUAAGUCGGGUUGGUCUUCGUAUGUUAAAAUUUUAGGGAAAAAAUGAAAAAAAAAAAUCUUUGAAAUGCAGCCUCUAUGCCUAAUGUAUAUCAGAUGCGUUUCCAAACGUUACCAAACAAGCGGGAAUAUAUGCUGAUGUGAAAACUAAGCUCAGAAGACGACUGUGGAACUCGGGCCAGCAAAAUGGCAUGACGUCCUUGGCAUUGUACUCAUGAAACCUUGUUAGAACAUUGUUGUUGGGAUAUAAUUUAAAAGUAAGUGCAAUAAUUGAAUAGAAAUUAGAAUUAAGAUUUGUGUUAUAAGAAACGCGGAGGAUACAGGGUGGCGUACAUUUAAUUUAUUUUAUGGUUUACGGGGUUGGUAGGCCUACGACAGGAGAAAGUCGUGUUACGUUUUAUGAUUAUUUGUCAGUAGGCACUGCGUACCGUUGGUGUAUAACGUGUUUGUUAAGGGAACACGGUGCCUGAAUUCGGUGAUCUACUUCAGAUUUUAUUAUCUUAUAAUGUUUAAAAAGGAAAAAAAUGUA
Messenger RNA from Lingula anatina, 3142 nucleotides. RefSeq names its product syntaxin-16. Gene Ontology annotation, biological process: vesicle fusion; vesicle-mediated transport; intracellular protein transport. The record is from RefSeq and is a predicted model, not a curated record. NCBI's taxonomy places the organism in Eukaryota, Metazoa, Brachiopoda, Lingulata, Lingulida, Lingulidae. Gene Ontology annotation, molecular function: SNARE binding; SNAP receptor activity. Gene Ontology annotation, cellular component: endomembrane system; membrane; SNARE complex.